Messenger RNA from Cydia amplana, 1801 nucleotides. RefSeq names its product moesin/ezrin/radixin homolog 1 (gene Moe). Lineage: Eukaryota; Metazoa; Arthropoda; Insecta; Lepidoptera; Tortricidae. The transcript has 10 exons. Gene Ontology annotation, cellular component: apical part of cell; adherens junction; plasma membrane. Gene Ontology annotation, molecular function: actin binding; cell adhesion molecule binding. The record is from RefSeq and is a predicted model, not a curated record. Gene Ontology annotation, biological process: regulation of organelle assembly; positive regulation of protein localization to early endosome; positive regulation of early endosome to late endosome transport. The coding region runs from base 1 to 1713 and encodes 570 amino acids.
AUGUUAUUGCAGAUGAACGUCCGCGUGACGACGAUGGACGCGGAGCUGGAGUUCGCGAUCCAGCAGACGACGACAGGCAAGCAGCUUUUCGACCAGGUGGUCAAGACCAUCGGCCUCCGUGAGGUCUGGUUCUUUGGCCUGCAGUAUACCGACUCCAAGGGAGAUCUGACCUGGAUCAAGCUGUAUAAGAAGGUGAUGCAACAGGACGUGAAGAAGGAGAACCCUCUGCAGUUCAAGUUCCGAGCCAAAUUCUACCCCGAGGAUGUAGCCGAUGAGCUCAUCCAGGAGAUCACGCUCAAGCUCUUCUACCUACAGGUGAAGAACGCCAUCCUGUCAGACGAGAUCUACUGCCCGCCCGAAACUUCCGUCCUGCUCGCAUCGUACGCGGUGCAAGCGAGACACGGCGACCACAACCCCGGCCUGCACGGGCCCGGGUUCCUCGCCAACGACCGCCUGUUGCCGCAGCGAGUCACCGACCAGCACAAGAUGUCCCGCGACGAAUGGGAACAAAGCAUAACCAACUGGUGGCAAGAGCACCGUGGCAUGCUCCGCGAGGACGCCAUGAUGGAAUACCUGAAGAUCGCACAGGACCUCGAGAUGUACGGAGUCAACUACUUCGAGAUCAGGAAUAAGAAGACCACGGAGCUGUGGCUCGGUGUGGACGCUCUCGGGCUUAAUAUCUAUGAGAAGGACGACAAACUGACCCCAAAGAUCGGUUUCCCCUGGUCCGAAAUCCGCAACAUCUCGUUCAACGACCGCAAGUUCAUCAUCAAGCCCAUCGACAAGAAGGCGCCCGACUUCGUGUUCUUCGCGCCGCGCGUGCGCGUCAACAAGCGCAUCCUCGCGCUGUGCAUGGGCAACCACGAGUUGUACAUGCGCAGGCGCAAGCCCGACACUAUCGAUGUGCAGCAGAUGAAGGCCCAGGCCAGGGAGGAGAAGCUCGCCAAACAGGCACAGAGAGAGAAACUCCAACUGGAGAUAGCGGCUCGUGAACGCGCGGAAAAGAAACAGCAGGAAUAUGAGGACCGUCUCAAACACAUGCAAGAGGAGAUGGAACGCUCACAGGCAAACCUUAUCGAAGCUCAGGACAUGAUCAGACGGCUAGAGGAACAGCUUCGUCAGCUUCAAGCUGCCAAGGAGGAGUUGGAGCAGCGACAGAAUGAGCUGCAGGCCAUGAUGACCCGCCUCGAGGAGACCAAGAACAUGGAAGCCGCGGAGCGCGCUAAGCUGGAAGAGGAAAUUCGCACCAAACAAGAGGAGGUUUCUCGUAUUCAGCAGGAAGUUGAGGAGAAAGACACUGAAACUCGUCGGCUGCAGGAGGAAGUGGAGGAGGCGCGCAGGCAACAGGACGAGGCGGCGGCGCUGCUGGCGGCGGCGGUGACGCCCUCGCACCACCACGUGGCGGAGGGCAAGGACGACGCGGGCUCGGACGGCGGCUCGGACGCGGGCGGACAGGAGCUGGCCGGAGCCCCGGACGACCUGGUCGACCCCGUCGAGGACCGCCGCACGCUCGCAGAGAGGAACGAGCGUCUGCACAGCCAGCUUAAGGCUCUGAAGCAAGACCUCGCACAGUCCCGCGACGAGACCAAGGAGACCGCCAUGGACAAGAUCCACCGCGAAAACGUGCGCCAGGGCCGCGACAAGUACAAGACGCUGCGCGAGAUACGCAAGGGCAACACCAAGCGUCGCGUCGACCAGUUCGAAAACAUGUAACCGGAUACAUGGAGACGAGACCGGCUCAAUGCGGUGACUGGGGGUUAUAUUUCACCGUGUCCAUAUUUGCAACACUUAGAACAGGGGU